UAAUCCUCUUUCCUUCAGUGAUACUGACUCCAACAUGGAGUACGCGUGGGAUGAAGAUAUCUUUCUUGAUCUAUCCGUGGAGGAAUUUCAAUUUAGUGACAGAGGGGAGGAUUAUGUCCGGGAUCCCAGUCGCAUCAAGAUCAGUAAAACCAUCAAUUCAUGCCCAGUCCAACCCUCCCAAGAAUGUUGUGCAAGGGGCUACAAUGAUAGUGGUAGAAAGCUCAGUAUGUACUACGGCACCACCAGGGAGAAUGCUCAAUCCAUCCUGGCCAACGGUUUUCGCCAGUCUGCAGACGGGAUGCUCGGCCGUGGCAUCUACCUCAGCACAGAGCUGAAAAAAGCUAAACGCUAUCCCAUUGGUCACCCUGAGUCUGACAAGGUUGUCAUUCAGGUUAAGGUCAAUGUGGGGAAAGUGAUCUCAAUCAAAUAUCAAGGCCACCCUCAUCAGAAAAACUGGCAUGACUCCAGAUAUGGCCUGGUGUAUGACACCGCCUGGGUGCCACCUAGGUGUGGAAUCUUGAAGAGUGGUUCAGAGGACAGUUGCGUCUGGGAUCCCAGUCGAAUCCAGAUCAUUAAAAUCAUUGAUCCACGCCCAGUCCAGCCCUCUGAUGAAGGUGGUGCAUGGACCUUAAUGGCAAACCAGUUCGACAUCAUGUACAAUGGCACCACCAGGGCAAAUGCUCGAUCCAUCCUGGCCAAUGGUUUUCGCCAGUCGGAAGAUGGGAUGUUCGGCCGGGGCGUCUACCUCUACAGAGACCAGGAGGAUGCUAGACGCUUUCCAGUUGGUCACCUCAACUUGGGUAAUGUGAUCAUCAUCGGUCAUCAACACCAUCCACGUCAGAAGACUUGGCAUGACCCCAGAUAUGGUCCAGUGUAUGACACUGCCUCAGUACCUGGUGGUUCAGAGGUUUGUGUCUGGGAUCCCAGUAAAAUCACCAUUUACCUGCCUUUGCUGCCACCUGAGAAGCUGCAGCAAAACAACAUUUUUUUCUUCUGUACCUCCGGGCUCCGUACACCCGGGAGAGUUGAGCCUGAUAGGAGUGACACUGACACCAACAUGAUGUACGCGUGGGCUGAAGAUGACUUUGAUGUGCCUGAUGGGGUGGGUCGACUGGGCCUCUCUGAGCCCAUUAAUAACAGGAAGUACAUCAUGUACCAUGGCACCACCAAGAGGAAUGCUGAAUUGAUUCUGGCCAGUGGUUGUUUUCAUCAGUCUGCAGACGGGAUGCUCGGCCCCGGUGUCUACCUCAGCAGAGACCUGGAGAAAGCUAGCCGCUAUCCCAUUGACCACCCUGAGUAUGACAGGAUUGUCAUUAAGGUUGUGGUCAAUGUGGGGAAAGUCAUCGCCAUCAAUUAUCAAGGCCACCCUUGUCAGAAGACCUGGCACAACUUUGGAUAUGACACCGCGUGGGUGCCACCCAAGUGUGGAAUGGUGAAGAGUGGUUUGGAGGAGGAUUGUGUCUGGGAUCCCAGUCGCAUCAAGAUCCUUAAAACCAUCAGACCACGGCCAACCCAACCCUCAGGUGGAUGUGGUGCAUGGGGCUACAUGUGAGCUCUGUUAGAUGUUACCAGUUUAUUUUGUAUGUUCAAAUGUAUUUUUAUAUAUUUGGAUAAAAGGUAAAAGACAUUUGCACUUUGUUACUGUGUCACUGUAACCUGAAAAAUAAAUGGUUCAUAUUAAAUCUCA
Molecule: messenger RNA, 1687 nt
Organism: Epinephelus lanceolatus (giant grouper)
Lineage: Eukaryota; Metazoa; Chordata; Actinopteri; Perciformes; Serranidae
Source: RefSeq, a predicted model, not a curated record